Messenger RNA from Hypanus sabinus (Atlantic stingray), 4066 nucleotides. RefSeq names its product ATP-dependent 6-phosphofructokinase, liver type-like. The coding region runs from base 85 to 2427 and encodes 780 amino acids. Gene Ontology annotation, biological process: fructose 6-phosphate metabolic process; canonical glycolysis; fructose 1,6-bisphosphate metabolic process. NCBI's taxonomy places the organism in Eukaryota, Metazoa, Chordata, Chondrichthyes, Myliobatiformes, Dasyatidae. The record is from RefSeq and is a predicted model, not a curated record. Gene Ontology annotation, cellular component: 6-phosphofructokinase complex; membrane; cytoplasm. The transcript is spliced from 22 exons. Gene Ontology annotation, molecular function: identical protein binding; fructose-6-phosphate binding; ATP binding.
GCGCGCAUUUGGCGCGCACGAGCCCGGGGAGGAGGGGACUGAGGCGCGCUCCCGCAGCCGGGACCGACCGACCGACAGGACAUCAUGGCCCAGGUGGACAUGGAGCAGCUGCGAAGCAGGGGCGCCGGCAAGUCCAUCGCCGUGCUGACCAGCGGGGGAGACGCGCAAGGUAUGAAUGCUGCAGUGCGAGCAGUGGUGCGGAUGGGAAUUUAUGUGGGAGCUGACGUUUAUUUUGUGUAUGAGGGUUAUGAAGGGCUUGUUGGUGGUGAGGAGUACUUAAAGUUGGCAGAAUGGGACAACGUUUCCAAUAUCAUCCAACUUGGUGGAACUAUCAUUGGAAGUGCCCGGUGCAAGAGUUUCCGUACUCGUGAAGGACGCCUGGCGGCAGCUUACAACCUGAUCCAACAUGGUAUCAACAAUCUGUGUGUGAUCGGGGGUGACGGCAGUCUAACUGGGGCCAAUAUCUUUCGGACAGAAUGGAGUGGCUUGCUGGCUACCCUUGUUGAAGAGGGUAAAAUCACUGAAGAUGCAUCCCAACAAUAUUCCCACUUGAACAUUGUUGGGAUGGUGGGGUCAAUUGACAAUGACUUCUGUGGGACAGACAUGACUAUUGGUACAGACUCUGCCCUGCACAGGAUCAUGGAGGUGAUUGAUGCAAUAACCACCACGGCACAGAGUCAUCAGAGAACAUUUGUACUUGAAGUCAUGGGCAGACAUUGUGGAUACCUUGCACUGGUGUCUGCAUUGGCUUCUGGUGCCGACUGGCUUUUUAUCCCAGAGGCCCCUCCAGCGGAUGGCUGGGAAGAUUUCAUGUGUAAGAGACUUGGAGAGAGUCGCAGUAGAGGCUCAAGACUGAAUAUCAUCAUCCUUGCAGAGGGAGCGAUUGACCAGCAUGGAAAUCCCAUCAGCUCCAACUACGUAAAAGAUCUUGUUUCUAAACGCCUUGGAUUUGACACACGGGUCACUGUCUUGGGACAUGUCCAACGAGGAGGAACACCUUCUGCAUUUGAUCGAAUUCUGAGCAGCAAGAUGGGCAUGGAAGCUGUACUCACACUGUUGGAUGCCUCUCCAGAGACUUCAUCUUGUGUUGUCAGCCUCUCUGGCAACCAGGCCCUGCGGCUGCCACUGAUGGAGUGUGUGAUGCUGACUAAGGAUGUUCAGAAAGCAAUGGAUGAGAAGAGAUUUGAUGAAGCCAUAACACUGCGUGGCAGGAGCUUUGAGAAUAACUGGAAUAUCUACAAACUACUGGCACACCAGAAGCCUUCUGUGACUAAGAGUAAUUUCAACCUGGCCAUCAUGAAUAUUGGAGCUCCAGCAGCAGGGAUGAAUGCAGCUGUGCGGUCCGCAGUUCGGGUUGGGCUGUCAGCUGGUCACGUAGUCUACACUGUUAGCGAUGGGCUAGAAGGUUUCUCCACAGGGCAGAUUAAGAAAGUGAGUUGGCGUGAUGUUGGAGGCUGGACUGGACAAGGCGGAUCUCUGCUGGGCACUAAACGGACACUCCCCGAAAAGUGCAUGGAUAAACUCGUGCAACAAAUACGUAACCAUAGCAUCCACGCUCUGCUGAUCAUUGGCGGGUUUGAGGCUUUUGUAGCAGCUCUGCAGUUGACCGAGGGGCGGGAACACUACGAAGAGCUCUGCAUCCCCAUCUGUGUCAUCCCCGCCACCAUUAGCAACAAUGUGCCAGGAACAGACUUCAGCCUGGGCUGCGACACUGCCGUCAAUGCAGCCAUGGAGACUUGUGAUCGCAUCAAGCAGUCGGCUUCAGGAACCAAGCGCCGAGUCUUCAUCGUGGAGACCAUGGGCGGAUACUGUGGCUACCUGGCCUCGGCCACUGCUCUGGCCGUCGGGGCUGAUGCUGCUUAUAUCUACGAAGACCCAAUCAAUAUCCAUGACCUAACGGCCAAUGUGGAGCACCUGACGGGGAAGAUGAAGACAACAGUGCAGCGAGGGCUGGUGUUAAGAAAUGAGAAAUGCCACCCACACUAUACCACAGAAUUCUUGUACAACCUGUACUCUGCUGAAGGGAAAGGCGUAUUCGACUGUCGUACCAAUGUGCUGGGCCACAUGCAGCAGGGAGGCGCUCCUACCCCGUUCGAUAGGAACUUUGGUACAAAGCUGGGUGUGAAGGCUGUGCAGUGGCUUACGGAGAAGCUCCAGGAGUCCCACAGGAAAGGGAGAGUCUUCGCCAACUCUCCAGAGACUGCCUGUGUCCUGGGAAUGAACAGGAAGGCCCUGGUUUUCCGACCUGUCACAGAACUGAAGGGGGAAACCGACUUUGAGCACCGGAUGCCCAAGGAACAGUGGUGGCUGAGGCUCCGGCCCCUGCUGAAGAUGUUGGCCAAGUACCAGACUCGCUUCGACAACUACAUCACGGGGAAGGUGGAGCACGUCAACCGGAGGAGCCUCAGUGUGGAAUCUGGUUUCUGAGAGAGGCAGCUUGCGGAUACUGUGUCUCCCCUACCAAUGCAUUUCAUCCCUUUUCUGUGUCCAACUGUGAAUUAGUGUACAAUAGCUUGCUCCUAUAGAGCACGUGAAACCUGGAACAUCCCUUGGUGCUUUAGGCACACUUUCAGACUAAAGGAGUUUUAUACCCCAAGUGGUAACAGCAUUGGCCCUGAAGAGGCAAUCUCUCUUGCACUCUUAGAGCAGGAUAUUCUCUCCCUCUCCUUCCCCUCUCUUUUUCUUUCUCUCUUCCUCUAUCCUUCUCUAUCUCUCUCCACCCCCCCAUCUCUAUCUCUUCACAGGAGUUCUGCAACUACAAGAGCUCCAAACAAAGCAAACAGUGUUCUUAGUAUUUUUAGUUGAUUGACUCCUGAUGAAAGUAAUCUAAUGCUAAUGCUUCCACUCAGUGCAAUAACUCAAGUCUGUCUGAAGGGUGAAAGCAGAGAAAGGAAGUGGGGAUGGUUGGAACAGUAUUUUUUCAGUGUUUCUAGACAAUCGUGUAACGGAAUGAGUGGGGAGGGGUGCCAAAGAUCAAGUCACAAAGUGAGCGUCUUAGCUAGCUGCUCCAUUUCAUAGGAAAUGCAAACACAGCACUGAGAUAACUACCUCCCCACAUCUAACCACAGCAAAGCAUCUCCCAAAAAUAAUUCUGAAAGCAUAGCUGUUGUGUCUGUACAUUCUGUGCCAGUCAGCCCUAGUGCUGAAUGCACACUCUCCUACUUUUAGCACCUGUGUUGAGUACACUGUUAUGUCAACAUCCUCCGAAAUUUACUGAUGUUGUUUAAAUCACCGCUUGAUUGCAAUGUAGGGCCAGGAAGUGAAUAAUACUGAUCCUAUUUUUUCAGAAAUAUAUUGAUCCUGGAAUUAAUUGUGGUUAAUUUUACUAGAUUCUUUUAACAACCCCACAUUUAAAAUUUGAAGUUCAACCCCAGUUCAUAGCAGGUUUAUCUUAAGAAGGUGUUGUCAAUGUUUCAGAGAACUCAGCCGUGGAUUAUUGUCGCAAAUACAUCAUGCAUUUAUUCCAGUGUUUUCAAAUGAAUAAACAUUUGUUAAGUAUUAAGGUGGCAUUUCCCUAAGUAUUACCAUAGCAUGCACUGGUUGUGUGGCCGUUCCAGCCAAUGCUACGUCCUUUGUGUUGUCACUGUUAACUUGUGUUCAACCAAGGCAAGGCAGCAGGAUGGAUUAUUAUUACUCUGUCCGCCUGAGUUUCCUUUGCCAGCUGGUAAACUCAGGUCUGCUUGAUGAAUACAAGGUGCAACAUAGGAUAUCUGGUCUGCACACCAGCAGGUGCAACCUCUCACUAUGCACCAGAGCAUGGUGAAAGCAGUUUACCUCCUAGCUGGCUGUUGUUCACCUGCCCCAGAGGGAUCAACUCUUGCACAGUGUUGAGAAGUUCUCUGUGCCAAUGUGAUGCCUUGAAAUCUCCCAACAAUAAUUCAAUGGCGUACAUUAACUGUUGUAUUCCACCGCUUUCAUUAUUGAGUAAACUGUCAUUGGCCAGUGUAUCUAAUAUGUACAAUGGCUUUCUGUGGGCUCUAUGUAUAUAAAAUUGUCUACAUCAUGUACUGACAUUGGAAUUUGAACUAGAUAGAUUGUCUUGUGAUUAAAUUUAUAUCGCACAAUU